Molecule: messenger RNA, 1819 nt
Organism: Didymodactylos carnosus
Lineage: Eukaryota; Metazoa; Rotifera; Eurotatoria; Philodinida; Philodinidae
Source: the annotation of a GenBank genome assembly
UGAUUUUCAAUUUGUCCACAUACGAAUUCAGCGGUGAUUUUCAAGUUGAAAAAUCGUCGUUGAUUUUCUGUAUAAUCGAUUCAUGUUUUUUGGAAAAUCAACGGCAAUUUUACAGAAAAUUAGUUUGCAUUUUACGAAAAACGUAAAAUUCUUGAAAAUCACAUUUUCAAGAAAGUAGAAAAUCACCGAUGAAUUCGUAUGUGGACAAAUUGAAAAUCGUUUUUUAUUUUAUAUAACUUAUUUUCCACUUUACAGUGUAUAAGAGCAUAUAUUGAGACAUAAUAAUAUGUUUAACUGUCUAGGACUAAAUAAUAGAAUAAAUAGUUAAAUAAUAUGUUAAACAAAAAUAGAUUUUAAAAACAAAGUUAGACAAGCUCGUGAAAGAUACCCUCAGUGGAUUUAUAUAUGACUUUUAGACGGUUAGGAGAAAAGAAUUUAUAGCAAGUUUUGACAUGAGUAACUAACAUUGAGCCAUAUGCAGUUUUUAAACGCGAAACUAAAAGGGUUCAUUAGUGAAAAGUAGGAGAAAAAUGUCUUUUUGUCUGUGAAUUUACUAAAAACGCAGAAAAUUAAAAAAGUAGGAAAAGUAGGAGAAAAUCCAGAAAGGAGGACAUAGUAGGACGGUUUUAUAGAAAAGUAGGACGUUUACGAAGCCUGUGAAUUGAUGAUUCGAAAUUUCAGAUUAAAAUAAAAUAAAUAACGGAUGAAUUCAGCCACAAUCAAUCAAUCUAAGGAAAAGAAGGAAAUGUGACAUCACUCUACACAGACAACAGUCCUAAUGUAUGUUAUAUAUAUGUACCUUACAUUGCAACGUGAGCACACACUAUAUAACGUGAAUAAGAAAACAAAAUAGAAAAGAAAAAGAAUUACUUUCAUUGCGUUUGGUGUUAUCGAAAUAAAAAUUAAAAACUUCGUUUAAGUAUGAGUGUUCUAUAAGUCAUAAAAAUAAAACAAAAUUUAGUAAAUUAGUCCCAUUCUACUUUUGCUGAGACUUUUACUAGUAUAAUGAAAUAUAUUCUUGUUACCAAGUUUGUUUAUAUUGUAGACAUCGCCUGUUGGUCCACAUUCACGUAAAAAAGUCUCAUAUUAUUAUGAUUCUGAUGUUGGGAAUUAUUAUUAUGGUCAAGGACAUCCCAUGAAACCACAUCGUAUUCGUAUGGCACAUAAUUUAAUUCUUAAUUAUGGUUUAUAUCGAAAAAUGGAAAUUUACCGUCCACAUAAAGCUGGCACUGAUGAAAUGAAUCGUUUUCACAGUGACGAAUACGUCAAGUUCUUAAGCAAUAUUCGGCUGGAUAAUGUUGCAGAUUUUAAUACACAAAUGCAAAGAUUCAAUAUUCGAGAAGAUUGUCCAGUAUUUGAAGGAUUAUUUGAAUUUUGUCAAAUAUCAGCCGGUGGUUCAUUGGAAGCCGAUAUCGCGAUUAAUUGGGCUGGUGGUUUGCAUCAUGCGAAAAAAUCACAAGCAUCAGGGUUUUGUUACAUCAAUGACAUUGUAUUAGGCAUAUUAGAAUUGCUCAAAAAACUAAUCACAUCUGGUCAUUUAAGACACCAUCAACGCGUAUUAUAUGUUGAUAUUGAUGUUCAUCAUGGUGAUGGCGUUGAAGAAGCAUUUUAUACAACUGAUCGUGUUAUGACUGUAUCGUUUCAUAAAUUCGGUGGAUAUUUUCCUAGAACAGGCGAUUUGAGAGAUAUUGGCGCUGGGUGUGGCAAAUAUUAUGCGGUUAACUUUCCUUUACAUGAUGGAAUUGACGAUGAGUCAUAUGAAUCAAUUUUCAAAACGGUGAUGAGAUUUUCAUAUACAAUGCUCUGGAAGACUAUCUGA